Molecule: messenger RNA, 708 nt
Organism: Funneliformis mosseae
Lineage: Eukaryota; Fungi; Glomeromycota; Glomeromycetes; Glomerales; Glomeraceae
Source: the annotation of a GenBank genome assembly
AUGGCAUUUGGUAAAGACAAUUCAGAUGACGGAGUUUAUUAUAUCGACCCAAGUAACGGGAAUAAAACGGGUGCUCCAUCACAACUUUCCCAAUCAAAUACGUUAUUCCGAUUAGUUGGUAAUGGAAAGAUUAAAGAAGAUCGAUCAAAAACAUGGUAUACGCCACCAAAUAAACCACCACCGGCUUAUUAUCGGAUCCACACAGGACAAGCUGAUAAGAAGAUUUAUGACAUCGAAUAUUGGUUAUUUUAUCCUUAUAAUGGUCCAACUAGUUUAGGUGUAAUCCUUCAUGAAGGAGAUUGGCAACAAGUCACCGCAAGAGUUUAUGUUGAUGAAAAUGCAAAGGAUGAUGAACCGAAAUCCCAGGUGUUGGGAGUUUGGAUGUCCGCUCAUACGGAAGGAAGUUGGUGGGCCCCAUCCAUUUAUAAAUCUAAUGGUUCAGAUAUAGGUCCAUUAGAUUUCGAAGAAGGACGUCCUAUCGUUUAUAGUGCGAUUAAUACUCAUGCAAAUUAUGAUACCGAUAGGCAAUUUGAUGAGAAAACUAAUGUGAUAAAUAAUUGGGUCAAAUUUAGAGGGAAAUGGGGAAGGUACGUUGAUUAUUUGGUGGGCAUUGGAUCAGGACCCAUCACUCCAAUUGAAGCUGGAAAUAUUAAUGAUCCUGCUCAAUGGAAAUCCCAAAAGUUCCCAUUUGAUCCCAUUCCAAAAUAA